Didymodactylos carnosus is the source of this 903-nucleotide messenger RNA. Lineage: Eukaryota; Metazoa; Rotifera; Eurotatoria; Philodinida; Philodinidae. The record is from the annotation of a GenBank genome assembly.
AUGCACAGUAAGGCAUUGCUGUUGUCUUUAACUUGUAACAUAUUUGUUCUUGUACCAUUGAUUAAGGUGGCUGGCCUUUCAGUGAAAGGUCAAAUAUUUGCUGGAAUAAAUGAAGCAUCGGGCAUGAAAGAAAAUUUAUAUGAUGGUAUUCUCGGUUUAGCCUAUCAAAGUCUGGCGCAAACUGGAAGCGCACCGCUAUUUUUUAAUAUGUAUAAGCAAAAGUUAAUAAAACAACCAAUCUUUUCAUUUUAUUUCAAUCCGAAUACACCCACGCACCUCGUUUCAGUUUCCGUAGGUGAAAGGUCUCUUUCAAUCUUGCUUAGAGCAUCACAAAGCGGUGAAUUAAUACUUGGUGGUACUGAUAUAUCGAAAUAUCAAGGUUCAAUAACCUAUACACCGGUUAAUAUAAAAGGCUAUUGGGAAUUUUCCAUGAAUAGUGUUAGUGUUGGAAGUAAAAAAAUAUGUUCAUCUGGAUGCUAUGCCAUCUCUGAUACCGGGACAACAUUAAUACAAGGACCAGCGGCACAAGUCAAACAACUGCAACAAUUAUUAGGUGCUGUAUAUGAAUCGCAUACUCGUUUAUAUUUCGUUGAUUGUGAAUCACGUUUGUUAUCGUCAUUUCCAAAUGUGAUAUUCACAAUUGGUAAUAAAGCAUUUAUCUUAACGCCAUUACAGUAUUUAAUUAUUCUUCCAGUAGGUAAUAAACAGUAUCUUUGUUACACUGUAUUUACAGCCGGCGAUAACAGAGAUGCUUCAAAAAAAUUAUUUUGGAUAUUGGGCGAUGCUUUUCUUACACGAUUCUAUUCCAUAUAUGAUAUUGGAAAAAAUCGUCUAGGAUUUGCUAAAUCUACAUUAUAUAAUAGUCUACAAACAGUACCUGCUGGAGUAUUCAAAAGUGGAUAA